Molecule: messenger RNA, 1595 nt
Organism: Pristis pectinata (smalltooth sawfish)
Lineage: Eukaryota; Metazoa; Chordata; Chondrichthyes; Rhinopristiformes; Pristidae
Exons: 4
Coding region: 24-650 (208 amino acids)
Biological process (GO): regulation of actin cytoskeleton organization; regulation of bone resorption; regulation of osteoclast development
Cellular component (GO): plasma membrane
Source: RefSeq, a predicted model, not a curated record
UCAGGCAGAGGGAUGCUUCGAUAAUGGUGGAUCGCCUGAGCCGGGAGGACGGUGGUCGGUAUCGGUUCCGCGUGGAGAUCAAUGUUGGAAGCUUUCAACUUCACGUCCUAACGGCCCUGUCUGUGAGAGCUCCUGAUGGGAACGGCUCAGUGGUGACCGGGACUGAGGGAGCUUCGGCCACGUUACCCUGUAUGUUCACGCGGCCCCCGCACUACCUCAACCUACACAGGGUGACGUGGGUGAGGAAGGAUCCCUACCGACACAUCGUCACCUUCACACACCAUGGAAAUGGGUCCUGGGCAGCGGAAAACAGAGUGACUUGGUACGAGCUCGUCGGGGACCCAGAGCAGGGAAACGCCUCGACCAGGAUCAAGCAGCUGAGUGCGGAGGACAGUGACGGGUACCUGUGUCUGGUGGAGUUCAGGAAACCGGACGAUGACCUUUAUACAGCCUCCGGCGACUACUACAGAUUCAAAACAAACUCUCAGUUGAUCCAUCUGUCCCAGCAUGAGGUCCGUCUGCGGGUCAGACCCGGAACAGAUAUCUUCCCCAUUCUGAUGUUGUGUAUCCCACUCGGAUUGAAAACCCUCGCGCUUUUAGUGAUGUUCGUCGUUUACUGCAGUGACAAACUCGGAAAGCGACGAGACUGAUCCAUCGCAGGAGGCUGAGAAGCCCAGUUCUCCAACCACAAGGCGCAGCCGACCCGCCCGCCCCGCUCUGAAACCGUUUGUGGAUCUAAGCUACAUGUGAGAUAACAAUCAUUGGUUGUGACCCCUGGCACCGACUGCAAACGUUAUCCAGUUCAUGAUCCCGAUGGUAGAUCUCUGUAUUAUGAUUGAGAUUUCUGUGUGCCACUGUGAAAAUUGCUUUAAUCCCUGUUUCUGAUUUCAACAGAGGUAGCAGUGGGUAGGACUGUGCAUUAUCCCGGUCAGAGAGCCAUUAUCAGUAUUGCACGAUUGCUAACCUCUAUUUUAGUCCUUUAUCCUGAGUGGAUUCUGUACAUGGGCAUUGCUAAUGGAAACCUCUGUUGUACUAUUCCGAGAGGAUGGGUGCAAUAGAAGGAGAAUGCAGAGAAACUCCGUUAAUCCGCCACACUCGAGACUUUGGUGGUGCCGGACUGGCAGAUUUCCUGAAUCUCUGAAUGGCAUAGAAUAGAGAACAUAGAACAGCUCCUUCUGCCCACCAUGUCUGAGCCUAGCAUGAUGCCAAAGGAAACUAAUCCCAUCUGCUCGCAAAUGAUCCCUACCCCUCCAUUCCCUGACUGUUCAUCUGCCUGCCUCUUAAACGCCACUAUUAUAUCUGCUACUACCACCAGCCCUGGGAGCGUGUUCCAGACAUCCACCACCCUCUGUGUAAAAAUCUUGUCCCGCACAUCUCCCUUUAACUUUCCCCUCUGAGGGCAGGCAUGGAAGUGUAGCGGUUAGCGUAACGCAUUUACGCCGCCAGCGAUUCGGAUUCAAUUCCGGCCACUGUCCGUACGUUCCCCCCGUGUCUGCGUGGGUUUCCUCCGGGUGCUCCGGUUUCCUCCCACAGUCCAAAGACGUACGGGUUAGGAAGUUGUGGACAUGCUAUGUUGGCGCCGGAAACGUGGCGAC